AUGGAUACCAACGCGACAAGUCAACUCGGUGCUAAACUAUUUGAUUUUAUUGGUCCUUCCCUUCAAGCAUUUUCAGAGACUCGAGGUGCAGCAGCAGCAGUGUUUCGACUUAUUGACGAGGGAAAUGAUGCAAAUAUCAAUGAAACAGAUGUAUGGAAUGAUGCAGAAUCGAUUUAUAAUAUCAAUGGUGAUAUUGAAUUUGACAAUAUCAACUUUAUUUAUCCAUCUCGAAAAGAUGCACCAGUUUUGCAUAAUCUCUCUCUCGUGGCUCGUGCUGGCCAGACAACUGCUCUCGUAGGUUCAAGUGGCUGUGGAAAAAGUACAUGUAUAUCACUUUUUCUUCGUUACUAUGAGCCUUCAUCGGGUCGAAUCUCGAUCGAUGGUCGACCGAUAACAGACUACAGUGUCAAACAACUUCGACAAAACAUUGGAGUUGUUAGUCAAGAACUCAUUCUAUUUGGUAUGAGUAUUUAUGAAAAUAUUCGUUAUGGUAAAGUAAACGCAACACGAGCAGACAUAGAACAAGCAGCACGAGAAGCAAAUGCACAUCAUUUCAUCAUGCAAUUACCAAAUAAAUAUGAAACACUUGUUGGUGAACGCGGUAUACAGUUGAGUGGUGGUGAAAAACAACGUAUUGCAUUAGCUCAUGCUCUUGUCAAAUAA
Molecule: messenger RNA, 663 nt
Organism: Rotaria sp. Silwood2
Lineage: Eukaryota; Metazoa; Rotifera; Eurotatoria; Philodinida; Philodinidae
Source: the annotation of a GenBank genome assembly